Messenger RNA from Pundamilia nyererei, 2459 nucleotides. RefSeq names its product carnitine O-acetyltransferase-like. Gene Ontology annotation, biological process: carnitine metabolic process, CoA-linked. Gene Ontology annotation, molecular function: carnitine O-acetyltransferase activity. NCBI's taxonomy places the organism in Eukaryota, Metazoa, Chordata, Actinopteri, Cichliformes, Cichlidae. The transcript has 12 exons. The record is from RefSeq and is a predicted model, not a curated record. Gene Ontology annotation, cellular component: peroxisome. The coding region runs from base 315 to 1820 and encodes 501 amino acids.
AAAGGGUUUAGUUAAGUGUUGCUGUGUCAUCAUGCACUUAUGAUCCUGAUACUCACACCUGCUGUUUUUAUUUUUAUCAUUUAAAGCUUGCAACAUGAUGUCCUGCUCCUCUGUGUGCCAAAGUCGUUACUGCCUCUGUUGACUUCUUUCAAAAGACAGACUCAUAAACCGAAUAGGCUGCAUCUGUGAGACUGAAAAGGGGGUCCGUUUCAUUAAAUUCUUUAGAUCUCAUCGCCUGAAAAGGGGGAAAAAAAAAACAUGAAUCAUGCCAUUAAUAAUCUGAGGUUUCAUCGUGCUGCUUUGUUUAGCUGAAUAUGAUUUGUGUUUAUAGAACCGCUUCGUGUCUGUUUCCCUGCAGGUUUGCGUCCAGACUGAUUGCAGCCGUUCUGGACUUUAAGGCCAAAAUAAACACCGGGCAGCUGCCGGUCGAGUUCAUGCGAAGGAAGCCCCUGUGCAAGGAGCUCUACCCGCUCCUCUUCUCCUCCUGCAGGAUCCCCGGCCCCAAACACGACUACAUUGCUCACUACGGCCGCUCCCGCCGCUCGCCGACGCACAUCACUGUCGUCAGGAACUACCAGUUCUUCCAGCUGGAGGUUUAUAACAGCGAUGGCUCGCGGAUGACUGAGAGUCAGAUCCACGGGCAGCUGCUCAGGAUCAGGUCUCAGUCUUGGAAGACGGACAAGGAGCCGAUGGGCAUCCUGACCAGCGAGCACCGCCACACAUGGGGAGAGGCUUACAACCGCCUGCUGAGAGAUAAACUGAACCAGGAAUCGGUGCGGAUGAUAGAGACGGGACUUUUCUCCUUGUGCCUGGAUUCUCCAGUCAUGAGGAUAUCAGAUGAAAAGUAUGCGAGCCGCAAGGCCGCGCAGGUCCUUCAUGGCGGCGGGACGUUCUCCAACAGCGGAAACCGCUGGUUUGACAAAACGCUUCAGUUUGUGGUCGGCGAGGACGGCUCGUGGGGUCUUCUGUAUGAGCAAGCCACGGCCGAGGGUCCGCCUGUAGCGACGCUGCUGGAUCAUGUGAUCGAGUAUUGUGAGAAACCGGACACAAAGAGGGCGCCGCUGCUCCCGCUACCAAUGCCCAAGAAACUUUACUUUCACAUAGACCGAGAAAUCAAGAGGGACAUCGAGCACGCCAAGCAGAACCUCGACAUCCUGAUCAACGACCUCGACGUUAAUGUGUUCAACUUCAAGAAGUUUGGCAAGAAUCUUCCAAAGCAGCACCAGAUGAGCCCAAACUCCUUUAUCCAGGUCGCCCUGCAGCUCGCCUACUACAGAGUUCACAGUGAAGUCUGUUCUGCCUGCGAUAUCGCCACUCAGAGGAUGUUUAGAGGAGGAAGGACCGAGUACAUCCGCUCACCCACCAAACAGGGGCUCCAGUACAUUCUGGCCUUUGAUAAUCCAUCCGUAUCGCGGGAAGCAAAGCAGGAGCUGUUCAGAGAAGCUGUUGAUGCCUACUCGGCUCUGACUGAAGCGGCACUUAAUGGACACGGCAUUGACCGCCACCUGCUGGGGCUCAAGCUGCAGGCCAUCGAGGAGGGCAUGAGCAUUCCCAAAAUCUUCAUGGACACGGCUUACGGGCUAGCAACACACUUUAAACUCCGGACAGGACAGAUGCCUGCAAACAACACGGACAGCGUGAUGUGUUUCGGUCCUCUCGUUCCUGACGGCUACGCCGUCUGUUACAACCCUCAGGCAGACCACAUCCACUUCUCCAUCACGGCCUUUAACUGCUGCGAGGACACUAACGCAGAGAGACUCGCUCGCACUUUGAGGGACACCAUGUGUCAUCUGCAGGAGAUGUUGCAGCCUACUGUGUAGAGCUGCUGCUACAGCGUCCAGCAGCAAGAUACCAAACAUUAUCUCUAAAGAAUAUUUUGUACGACUUUUGUAGGGGUGCUUUUUUUGGGGGGGGGGUGUAUGCUUGCUACUCACGCUUCACUCGAGCAUUUAAUUGUGUGAGAGCCUGGAAAAGAUCUCUGCAGCUCUCGGGUGCUUUUGUUGCUUCUUUAAAGUUUGGGUGAAGCGAUAAAUCUUUUUCUAAGCUGUCAAAUUUGCAUCGUCAUCGUUGCAUUUCGAAGCAUCAAAUUCCACAGCGUCUCUCGAUGAAAGCGAAACGACUCAAUGUGACACUCCAGCAUUAAUCGGAAAUAUCUACGCGUGCACUCCUUUGUACAACUUGUGAGAUGACCUGUGUCCUUCAACCUUUCAUAUUUUACUUUUUCAUCAGAAUUAAUGGGAAAGUUGGAUUUUUUUUAUUUUUUUUAAUAGGUGAAAAAGGUGGUUUGAAUGGACUAGAGGAGAGGAAUUAUUGAGGGUGAUUUGGUGUUUUUGUGUCUGAACUCGACCUGAUCGUGAGAUGAAUUUUGAAUAAGCAUAAUUUUUGUUGUUUGUUUAUUUGGAGGAUCUUGUUCUGCACUCAACCUGCAGGACUGGUUAAUAAAGCCUGUGCUCACAUAA